ACCAGUCACCAGUUUGCAUCGUAAUACAGCGGCAGAGCGAUUAUACGCAUCCAUACAGAGAGACAGAGGAUGAGGAAAUUCGAUCCAUGGCCCGUAUUCUUCAAGAGGGAAUUCAGUCGUAACUGGCCAUUCCUUGUCGGAUUUGCCGUCACCGGAACCAUCAUCACCAAGUUCUCCCUCGGACUUACCGAAGAAGACAGGAAAAACUCCGUGUUUGCUCAAAGGCACAAGAGUUGAACUUAUUAUAUCUUCCAAUGAUGACUGGAAGUGCUGGAGCACCGCUUCUUAUUGUUUCCAUUGGUAAUAAAAAGAUAUGUUGAACAUGUAACGUUUCUUUAAUUGAGAUGGGUUUGUUUGAUCGAUAGUUUGUGCUUUUUGAUAAAUUCAUUUUAAAAAUC
Messenger RNA from Cynara cardunculus var. scolymus (artichoke), 398 nucleotides. RefSeq lists its product as uncharacterized. The record is from RefSeq and is a predicted model, not a curated record. Lineage: Eukaryota; Viridiplantae; Streptophyta; Magnoliopsida; Asterales; Asteraceae. Bases 70 to 237 code for a protein of 55 amino acids. The transcript is spliced from 3 exons.